Micropterus dolomieu (smallmouth bass) is the source of this 8070-nucleotide messenger RNA. RefSeq names its product immunoglobulin superfamily, member 3 (gene igsf3). Bases 959 to 4129 code for a protein of 1056 amino acids. The transcript has 9 exons. Lineage: Eukaryota; Metazoa; Chordata; Actinopteri; Centrarchiformes; Centrarchidae. The record is from RefSeq and is a predicted model, not a curated record.
UGUUGAGUUUUCAAAUGCGCCUGGCAAACAAAAGUAGUUUUCCAAGCAGGAAGCAGGGAAACAACCUUGGAGCAGUAGACUCGGUAGACUAGUUCUCACUGAGACCAGAUCACAGCAUUUGUCGGACAGGUUAUAAAUAAGCAGGCAGUGUUUGAACUCAUGAGUGAAGGAUAUUAAACCGUCUUUAAACCGCAUGUGCUGUGAAUUAAGGACACACCGGUUCAGGUGUAGUGGUAAAGUUAGUAUAGCUACCAUUGAGAACCCAGUGUUUGGAGUUGGAGUAUUCAUUGAUUAAUCAGAUUUAUUGUGUCAGCGCACAAAGCCUUGUCUGCUUCAUCUAGAGCGCCCGCCCAUUGGGGUUUCUGCGGAGCGAUAGUGGGAGAUUGAUUAUAGUCUCCGGGAUUUGCCGUGGAGGAAGCCAGAGCCUGUUUGGACUGCGAUUUGUUCUCCCAUCAGAGAAGGGGAGGACAAUCAUAGCAAGGUCUAACCGUCAGUCCUUGCAGAUCUCCCAGUAGCCUACACAUUAAGUCUCCUGUCUGCGAUCAAGUCACGCUGGACUUUUGUCUUUUGCCGGGGAGGCUGCGAGUGUGAAUCGCCUCCGCAGUCUCUGAUGCGUAGUAAACGGGGAGUGGGUUGGGUCGCCUAGGCGCCUGGCAUUCGCACACGUCGUCAGCGAUAAAAGCAGAUAGGUGAGGGUGAAAGCGAGGGGAAGCAACACCCGAGGCAUUUUUAAGCAGGAGGACGCAGGAGUGGUGAGUCUGUCGGACACUGGCAAACCGCCGGACUCACCGGCUGUGGAUUUGACUCUCAAGACAAGCCCCGGUUGCCUUUAUCGCCCGGGAUUCGUAGACCUCCUUUCGGAUUCAGGACCAGCGGUUAACCACACUGACAUAUCCGACCAGACAUCACAUCUUCGUCUAAAGGAUAUAUUGGAAGUGAAUCUGCGGGGCAACGCACAAUGGCAACCGGUGCGCUCGUUCUUGCCUUUGCGCUGCUUGCCGGUGUUGGCGUGGCUCAGAGAGUGGUAACGGUGGAAAGUGGACCGCUGAUACGGACCGAGGGCUCUCAUGUGACCAUCUGGUGCAACGUGACGGGCUACAAAGAGGGAUUGCAGCAGGACUUUGAGUGGUCCAUGUACCUGCCAUCAGCAUCGGACAGGGAGAUCCGCAUCGUGAGCACGGCUCAACAAAACUAUGCCUACGCCGUCUAUGCCCAGAGGGUGAAUAGUAAAGAGAUCUACGUGGAGAGGCUGAGCCGUGACUCAGCUGUGCUUCACAUCACCAAAGUGCAGGCCAAGGACCAGGGUCUGUUUGAGUGUUACACACCCAACACAGACGGGCAGUACUUGGGAUCCUACAGUGCACGCACCAACCUCACUGUCAUCGCGGAUUCGUUGACAGUAACCGCUCCAGCCCAGACUCUGUCCAAGGUGGAAGGCGACACACUACAGCUUACUUGCGAGGUGUCUCGGACCACCGAGCAGCACACACACUUAUCGGUGGGUUGGUACCUGCGGUCCCCAGAGGACGCGGCCGCCCCACCUCAGGAGCUGGUCACCUUGUCAAGGGACUUUGUUCUGCGCUCUGGGGGACCGUACCGGCAGAGGAUGGCGGCAGGGGACCUCAGGCUGGAUAAAACCAGCGCUACGGCCUACAGGUUGACCAUUCACAAGCUGCAGCCAGUGGACCAGGGCCUUCUAUACUGCCAGGCUGCUGAGUGGAUUCAAGACUCAGACGGCAGCUGGUUUGCCAUGACACGCAAGCAGAGCGAAAAGACUCAGCUCCGCAUUCAGCCCACUGAUCGGGACUUCAGCAUCCAGGUGAGCACAGAGCGACGGUCCUUCACGGCCGGUGAGCCGCUGGAGCUUCGCUGCACCAUCGAGGCCCAGAAUGUGCCCGAGCGUUUCUUCUCGGUGUCGUGGGUCUUCAGCAGCUCACCGGUGGCCGUGGUGGGCCCCAGUGCCGUGCCUGUCCUGGGCCCCGAUUACGUCGACCGCGAGGCGGCUGGUCACAUGACCGUGCGGAAAGAGAGCUCCAACGUGCACCUGCUCAAGCUGCAGCACCUACGCGCUGAAGAUGCUGGGAAAUACAUCUGCCGCGUGACAGAGCGGGAGAAGACGCCCACAGGGGACUUCAUCGACCGCAGCAAGAGGUCCCGCAAUGUCCAGAUCACGGUCCAGCCACUGAAGAGCAACAUCACAGUGUCAUUGUCCACUAACUCCUCUGAGGUCCUAGAGGGCAAUGUGAUCCAGUUGAAAUGCUUAGUCCACUCCACUACAGGCCCUCUGUCUGUUGUCUGGCAGUGGAUAGACAAGCAGGUGACUGGAGCAGCCCAGGAGGUGGCUUCUGUGGAUCGGGAUGGUACUAUGUGGCUCAGUCCCACUUACAGAGAGCGCGCCAGCUAUGGGGAGAUACGUGUGGAGAAGGUGCGGGCCGACGCAUUCUCUCUGUCCCUGCACAAUGCUGUACCUGGGGACGAAGGACAGUACCGCUGCACAGCCACUGAGUGGUUUCAGACGGGCACUGAACCAGAGCUAAACUGGGAGAAGAUAGGAGAGAAGUUCGCUACCAAGACCAUCACUGUCAAGACUGUUGAGUCCUCCUUCAUGGUGUCGGCCUCAUCACGGACACCAUCCGUUACCUUCGGAGACUCCUUCGACCUCCUGUGCCUGGUCAAGCCCCGCCACAACCCCCGUGUCCCCACUUCCGUCACCUGGCGCUUCAUGCCAGCUGACACUGAAGGUGAUGACGAGGAUCAGGGGGAGUUCAAAGACCUGGUGACUUUCACCCGCGAGGGCACGCUGCAGUGGGGGGAGCAGUUGCUGGGACUGGGUACCCGCACCACAGUGGACCGCUCUCACUCCAACACCAACUUUCGGUUGUCAGUGACUCGGGCAGGCCGUCGCGAGGCGGGCAAGUACCAGUGCACCGCCGUCCUGUGGAGGAGGAACUACGACAACAGCUGGAGCAAAGUAGCCAACCGCACAUCCAACCUGCUUGGCAUCACUGUCCUACAGCCAGAGAGCAAGCUGCGAGUGCACAAGACCAACCAGUCUCAGGUGUACCUGGAGGACAGCCGUGUCAGGAUCAACUGCUCCAUCACCUCCCAGACCAGCCAGGACUCACAGCACGCUGUGCUGUGGUACGUGAGGCGCGCAGCUGGGUCAGAAGCGGAAGAGCUCCUGCUGAGAAUUGAACGCACAGGGGCCUUUGAGUACGGCGCCUACGCCGACGAGGAGAGACUGCGACGCCGAGUGCAGGCCGAGAGGCUGUCACCCCGUCUCUAUGUGCUGACGCUCAACAGGGCAGAGAACAGCGAUUCUGGGACAUACUACUGCCUGGUGGAAGAGUGGCUGAGUGACCCAGAUGGAGCCUGGUAUCGACUUUCCCAGGAGUCCUCUGGGUUCACACAAGUUCUGGUCAGACAGCCAGAGGUUCGAUUGCAGGUGGAGGAAAUGGAGUCAAACGUGACAGUGGAAGAGUCCGGCUCAAUCCGGUUGGGCUGUAGCAUUCCUUCCCAGUCGUCCCGAGACUCCCGCUUCUCCGUGUCCUGGUAUGUGGAGCGCUCCGAGGACGAGGACGGUGAGGAACUGCCAGGUGAGGAAGAGGGAGACCGGGAGUGUGUGUUCUCCAUCGGCCAUGACGCCGUUUUUGGAAAUGGAAACUGCAGCCCCAGAGAGGAGGCGGGGCCAAAUUCCCGCCUGCAGUUUGAGAGGAUGACCUCUGACCAGUACAGCCUGACCAUUCAAGGAGCACGGCCUACAGACGCAGGCCGAUACUACUGCCAUGUAGAGGAGUGGCUACUCAACCCCCGCAAUGCAUGGUACCGCCUGGCCACCAACAACUCUGGGCUCACUAUCGUCAAUGUUCUGCAACAAGUGUCCACCCUCCAGUCGGUGGUGUGCUCCAACGACUCCCUCUUCUACUUUGUCUUCUUUUACCCCUUCCCCAUCUUUGGCAUCCUCCUCAUCGCCGUGCUGCUAGUGCGCUACAAGAGCCGCAACAACAGCAAGAGCCAAGAAGGCAAGAACGGCGCCCCCCUCUUGUGGAUUAAAGAACCUCACCUCAGUUACUCUCCCACCUGUCUGGACCCGCCUGCACUCAGCCUCCACCCUGGCUCUGUCGACUAAGAGAGGGCCCCCACCCCACCCCCACCUCGCGCACAUCGCGGAUCCAGCCAACACAAUCCCAGGGGAGCAGACGUGGACUCCACCUUCAGACUUUACUGUCGUUCACUGCUGUGUCGAAAUAGUUGAUUAGUUUAAAAGUUCCUACCCUGGUGGCUGCGUGUUUUAUGUUAACAACUGUGUGUGUUUGGGUGCGCGUGGGUGCGUGUGUGGACUAGAAUGGGUGUGCCAGGUUAGCACGAUUUAACUGUGUGAGCGUGAAAUGAAGGGCAAGAGAGUAUCAUGAGCCUCUCACAUUUUUGUUUUCCGUGAAACUUAACCUCAUAGCUGCAUUUAGAUUUUUAUGACUCUGAAUAAAAAAAAUUGCGCACAUGAGAUCAUUGGCCGAUCCGGGAAGAACGUUUAAGAGAAGAAACUCUAUAAUCGACUCCGGCACUGAAUGGAGGCCAAAAAAGUCUCCGCACUGAUCCAAGAGCAGCCUCAGCCUGGCCCACUAUGUCGGUUGCCAUAGUGAUUCUCAGCGCCCACUGACUCCGUAGCUGAUGAUUUGGUUGCCAGCCUGCAUAGAGACAAAGGCAAGGACACACAAGUCUGUGUCCUAAGUGAGGAUGUGUGUAUGUGUGUUGGCCCACCUGCCUCCACAAUGAAUUUGCCUUGGCAGACAGAAACUGGUCCUCGUGCGCCACUUAAACACUGCCAGACACUCUGGCCUUAGUGAGAGACUGCUCCACUCUUCUCUUCUACCCUCCUCCUCUCCAAAAAGAGACAGAAAAAGAAAGAGAGGGAGAAAUAUUGGAAAUGAUGGAGAAUAAAUGAACAACCCUCUCCUGCAGAGAAUAUACGUACUUUGACAUACAGGAUUUUUUUUUUUCUUUCAGUGCCAAGACCUCCUUAUUUCUAUAGCUGUCCUCUGCAGCAAAUGUUUGAAGUUUUAAAGAGGGGGAAGCUGAUUGGUUUUGAGGCAGAUUGUAAAUAUGUCUGCUUACCUCCUGCUGUGGGUUUAUGGGCUUUGUGGGCAAAAGGCCAAUUUUUACACUAACAAAUCAGUUGAAUUGUCCUGCUUAAAUUACACAGUAGGGGGUUAUUGACUGAAAUUAAAUUCUUGCACAUUUCUUUAAGUUGCCCAGUAUGAACACUCCAUCCUGUCUUUAAAAGAUAUCAGAAGCUCAAAAGAUGCGUAUUAGUUUGAAAAAAGACUUUUGAUUUGUUAAGAGCAACACUGGGGUGUGUAGUAAAACACUCUAAACAUGUUAUCUGCACAUAAGAAAACAAAUUGAUGGAAGGAGCAAAUUUUUGACUUUUGUGUUAUUUUAAAGAUUUUCUAUUUAUUGUUUUAUACAACUUUGCAUAGCUUUGUAAGAUUUUCUUUUUUUUCCUUUGGAAUUCUUUAAGAACUAUUCUGCUUGUGUUGCCAGGCAACUGCACCAAGCAGAUUAUGUCAAUAGCCUGUGUGUUGGCAAUGUGGUAGAUGUAGAAAUGCUAGAUUUGUCCUGCGCAUUGCAGUCUGUAGCAUUUCAUACCAGAUUGUCAAGUUUGGUCAGUGUCAAAACACUGUAUAUCUAUAUCUAUAAUGAAAAUUACUGUGGCUUUACAUGUACAAUAGUUGAACAGACUGGUCACAAAAAUGGAUUCACUUAAUGCUUUUUGCUUGAGUCGCAUUUAUUUAGUGAAAUGUGAUGUAACACCUAGGUAGGAUGUUUGAUCAAAGACAGCUGAAGCUGAACUGUUAAAACGUCUUCUUAAUCAUAGAUUCUAGCUGAAGGCGUCCUCUUCAGCUCCCAUGAUGUGAGGGAGAAGGGUUGAAAAUCUGUGUCACCUUCCCUGGAAUGCAACAACCAGGAGAGGUGUGAAAUCCUCUACCAGACCUGGGCCUAACCCUUCCACUGCCAGACUGGACAUGAAAACUCUUGAAGAACUUGACAUUGUUGUCUCAAUCGUGUCAACGUGUAUAUUGCAUGACAAUAUUGCAGGAGGAAUUUUGAUGUUUUGUAAACUUUCAACUCCUUGAGCUUUGUGUUUGUGUGACAGAGCAGUGCCCAAACCCCUUGACUUCCUGAGCCAAGAGUCAACACAAAGCCCAGUCCCUUGUCAUUUACAAUAUUUGACUGCCAAUUCCAGGUGCCCUGUGACCCUCUGAAGUAAUCUAUCAAGAAUGGGUGUUGUGGAGAUUGUGUUUGAUAUAAUUGCUCAGAUUUGUCUUUUUAAUGCUUUGCUUUUAUUCCACACUUCAUUAAACAGAUUUAUGUCAACAAAAGCCAAAAGUUACCAAGCUAAUCCUGACACAAGUCACAGAGUUCUUACAUUUCAACUUCCUUUACUGUUUUUUUGAAGGUAACCAGUACAUUUCAAGUAGCCCACACUAUUCCAGGUGCAGUAAGGCGGUUGCCUUUUAGUCAGAGUUAGAAAUGUGAUGCAUGUGCAGCAAAUUCACCUUCAACUAAAUUGAUCAGCGUCUUCAGAGAUUGAUUAGUUGCCUGUGUUUUCACAAAAGUGUGGAUAAAUAAUCUUUAGGAGAGAACUGGGAUAAUGUGCACAUCCAAUCUCCGUUGGGUACAAGGACUGGCUGGACAAAUGCAGAACACAUUUCAAAAAGAUAGGCAGACACACACUGAAUAUUGCAAGCUCCAGCGUAGUUAAUGAGACACCAUCGAUAUGAGAGAAAAACAGAAAAUGACAACUCCACCUACAACAAGAAGAACACACCAUACAUAAAAAUUCCCAUAAGCCCAAAAAUUAACCACUAUACACAUAUAGUCACAUGACAACUAUGCUAAAAUUGGCUAAAGGUUUAUGCAGGGUACAUAUACAGUAUUUACUGUAUAAUAAAAAAAAAUUGACAAAUGUACAAUGAUAGAAAUAUUUACAAUAUUGUGAUUGUGCAUGAGAUAAAGUAUUUUGUAAAUAGCCUUAGUUUUUGUGAUGUGCUCAUUGUAGUGGGAGUUGUCAUUUUCUCUGUAUAUAUGACCUAUUUUUCUUCAUACUUGCCUAACAAAGACCUUCGUGGUCGAAAUGUUGCCUCAUUAAAUUGCAAUAUUCAGUGUGUGGACUACCUCUCUUUUUCCAUUAUAAACAGUCUUUAGCCUCCUGUUGCUAGUUGAUGUGACUUGCUGUUGCAAAGUCAAAGGUGUGUGUGUGUGUGUGUGUGUGUGUGUGUGUGUGUGUAUAUAUAUAUAUAUAUAUAUAUAUAUAUAUAUAUAUGCAUAUGCAACCAUCAAAACUGCAGGAAAGUCAUUCUGUGCAUUUCAGACCCCAGUAUCACCAGGAAUAAUUGAUGGAGCUGUUUGAAAGGUUUUAUGUGAUUUGACAGUAAUGGCUGCAUAUCUUAUUGACUUGCAUUUGCUUUGGCAGUAAAUGCUGGUAGGGAGCUGCUUUCAGUUUUUCAUACGGAAAAAAUCUAGAUGAAUUUAUUGGUUGAAUGAUUACUUUUUAUAAAUCUUGAACAUUCCUAGAGUUGUGUAAAUGGUGCCACUGAACAGCUGCUUCUGCUUCAGUAUGUAAAUCACAUAAUCUGAGAUUGACUUAAUUCAUGCAAAAUUCAUUUCAUCUUUCUAGACUUGAGCCAGGAAGUGCAGGGCAUGGUCGUGGUGUGUGAUGUAACAGCACUGCCACAUCAUUGGGGCUGUACAGUUGAAAUCUGAAUGGUGUCUUUUGUAGUAAUACUAUUAAUACCAUCCAUAGCAUCUUCCCAAGAUUCCUCCAGAUGUUCUGACAGUGUUGUAGCUGGGUUUAGAGGGCUGCAUGUAUUGGCUGUGUGCUGGCUCCAGAUUUAGGUGUAAAAUAGUUUGUGGUGAUGUUUUCAGUUCACCAGUGAUGCUUUACUUUCAGUGAUGUAUUUUUAUAUGACCAUGGUUUGUUUUUUUUUUCUUUUGUUCUAUCAAAUAGUUGCCAUCAUGACCAUUAAAAAGGCACUUGUCCGUUUAAUGCAAUAAAAUAGAUUAAGUGCA